GCCGCCUAUAAAGUAGUCUUCUUGCUUGCGUCCCGUCUACAGUGCCGUGUUUAGAAAGAGUUCUAGCCUUCAUAUAAAUUCCUUGGUUUGGGCAGUUUCGUUUCACAAUCGUUUAUGGUGCUGAGUCGUCUGUGACCGGUUGAGAGUGUCAGUGCGUGAAUAUCAAGAACCAUGGGAAAUAUCUAUACUGUCGGACCAAACGAGGCUCUCAUCGUAUCAGGAGGAUGCUGUGGCUCCACGAAGAAGUCGACCAUCGUCGGAGGCUGGGCCUGGGCCUGGUGGCUUGUCACAGACGUCCAAAGGCUCUCUUUGGAGGUGAUGACGCUGAACCCGAUGUGCGAGCAAGUGGAGACCGCGCAGGGUGUGCCGUUGACGGUGACCGGUGUGGCCCAGUGCAAAAUCAUGAAGGCUGAGGAGCUCCUGCAGACGGCGUCCGAGCAGUUCCUGGGCAAGUCGGUCAAAGAGGUGAAAAUGACCGUCCUGCAAACCCUGGAAGGCCACCUCAGAGCCAUCUUGGGAACUCUUACCGUGGAAGAGGUGUACAAAGACCGGGACCAGUUCGCUGCAUUGGUGCGGGAGGUGGCGGCGCCCGACGUCGGCCGGAUGGGCAUUGAGAUCCUCUCUUUCACCAUCAAGGACGUAUACGACGAUGUGCAGUACCUGGCCUCGCUCGGAAAGGCGCAGACGGCCAACGUCAAACGCGACGCAGACAUCGGAGUCGCGCAGGCCAACAGGGAUGCCGGAAUCAAGGAGGCAGAAUGCGAGAGAGCCGCGAUGGACAUCAAGUACAAUACUGACACGAAGAUCGAAGACAACUCGAGGAUGUUCAAGCUGCAGAAGGCCAACUUUGACAAGGAAAUCAAUACGGCUAAAGCAGAGGCGCAGCUGGCCUACGAGUUGCAGGCGGCCAAAAUCAGGCAGCGAAUCCGAAACGAAGAAAUCCAAAUCGAGGUGGUGGAGAGACGCAAGCAGAUCGAGGUGGAGCAGCAGGAGGUGCAGCGCAAGGAGAGGGAGCUGUCGUCGACAGUGCGUCUCCCCGCCGAGGCCGAAAGCUACCGCGUCCAAAUGAUCGCCGAGGGCAAAAGAACGCAAACCGUUGCCUCUGCCCAAGCGGAAGCUGAGAAAAUCAAAAAGCUGGGCUCCGCCGAGGCCUACGCCAUUGAGGCGGUGGGCAAGGCCGAGGCCGAGAGGAUGAGGAUGAAGGCGGCCGUGUACAAGCAGUACGGAGAGGCCGCCAUCAUGUCCCUCGUACUUGAAGCACUGCCAAAGAUCGCUGCUGAGGUUUCUGCACCGCUGGCCAAGACGGAGGAGAUUGUGCUUUUGAGUGGCGAAAACACUGGCACGGCAGAGAUCGCGAGGUUGGCUGGACAAAUACCGCCUGCCCUGCAUGCACUCACCGGAGUGGACAUUUCAAAGGUCCUAAGCAAACUGCCCGGCGCCAAGUAAGCAGCGAAGGCGCUUCUCGUACAAGAAUCAUCUACCAACACAUGCUUAUUUCACAUCAAACCUCAGAUCGGAAGACGAUGAUCUGGAUUUAAAAUAUUACAAGCAAACAAAAGAAAAUGGAUUGAAGCCCUCCAGCGUUUUCUCUCAUUGCGUUUUAAUUUUAUUUUUGUGGUGCAUUCAAUCAAGCCAACUGUUGUUGAGUUGUUUUGUUAAACUUGAGGUACCUGCCUUGAACGCCAUGCAUUCGAAAUUCCAAACUAAAGUUACAGCAAAGAUGGAAGGGGAAAAGUAGCUUGGAAAUAAUGCAGUUUUAGUUUCUCUCGUUCCGUCUUUGGCAUUCGACGCCCCAUUUUUCUGUUGGAAGCACAAUGAUUUUCUUUAGACCAAUUACAAGAGUUACCAAACAAUGUGGUGUAACGUAAAAAUGAAUAGAUGUAGGCCUCGCAACCUGAGCCGAUGUGUUCAACUAACAAAAUUGUCAAAAGUUAUUGUUACAAAAAGGAUGCAUUUUGAUCACCAGAAACAUUUGUGCAGCUGCGUUAUCCACUUACAUUUAAAUUGAAAAUAAUAUGCACCCGGAAGAUGUUUAAUGGCACUCAUGAAGCGUUUGGCAGGAUAAUUCAGAGUUUAGUUUUUCGCUUAGUUUUCUUCUCUAAAAAUAUACCAGGGUGCCUCUCACAUAGAUGGAUGAAAUUUUAAAAUGGACACUUUUUGAUAUUCUCACUACAGAUCUGAAUUCUCUCGAUGUUUAAGUAUGCGCAACCGAAAGAAAAAUUACUCAUUAAUUGUCACCCUGAGCGUAGGAAACCAAUGAUGUAUUUCCAUUUUAAGGCAGUGUUGUACGUAUUUUUGUACUCUUUUUAUUGUUACUCUUUGGUUUUAAACCUACCAUUAUAUAUGAUUAUCUUACGUUGGGAUUUUGUUGCUAAAAAACAUUCAUUAAUCAAUCUUCAUCAAUAUUUUGUUUACUAACAAGGUAUGCGUUUGUAGCUACGUUGCAUUAUUAUAGCGUUAUACUAUAUUAUAUCCAAUUAAGUUUCACAAUGUCGCAAUCACGCUUUUAUCUGGUCACUUCCUCUUUUUGUGGAUUUGAAAAUUGUACUAGGCGUUAAAUAAGAGGAAGCAAAAUUGAUUUGUGAAAAAUUCGAUGUAAGGACAAUGCUUUAAUUGGUUCAUCAGAGUACGAGAUUGUUGUUGGAAAGCUGCUGACCGAUCGUGUUGCCGGGAUUGAAGAUAAAUUGUAAUUGCACGGUCCAUCUGCUUGUUCGGCGACGAGUGCGUGUGUUUUUACAUGGCACAAUAAACGUGUGUACAUACUGCCGA
Molecule: messenger RNA, 2769 nt
Organism: Cloeon dipterum
Lineage: Eukaryota; Metazoa; Arthropoda; Insecta; Ephemeroptera; Baetidae
Gene: Flo2
Product: flotillin-2
Exons: 9
Coding region: 172-1446 (424 amino acids)
Biological process (GO): protein localization to plasma membrane; regulation of myoblast differentiation
Cellular component (GO): cytoplasmic vesicle; plasma membrane; flotillin complex
Source: RefSeq, a predicted model, not a curated record